GCCGGCCGCCGCGGCGCCAGAGCGAGGCAGUCGUGCUCUGGCGGGCGUCGCGAGCGGCCGACCGAGGCGAAGCGCAGCGUCGUCCACUGUGCCGCUGGCGGGCCGCGCAGACGUCGCGACGCGCCUCCAGUGCCGGCGGGCGAUCAGCGUACGCCGGAGUCGCGCGUCGCCCCCGCUGGGCCGACCUCGUCCAAAUAUUUACAAACAAUCGCUUCUCUUUAGCGAGUGGAACAUUGUCGUGUACUAUAAUCCCUCACCUGUGAAACCCGGUAACGGACGUAGGCUUUUCGUACAUAAUUGACAAGUUAGCAGUCCGACACAAUAAUAGCGUUAGCAUAAAAAAAUUCCCUAAUUUUUCUCAGUAGUAAUCCACGUAUCUUCUUUGCACAGUGAUCGAGUUCUAGUUUCUCAUCAAGACAUUAGAAAAAUGUCUUGGACCAGUGUAUUCUAAAUACUGGACGUUGUCAACUGUAUUCCGUGCACGAUACUUACGUUUACAGACCCACACAUUAUUCUGAUCAAUCUUGCAAAGGCUCUACUCUAGCAUUUAGCACACCGCCGGUCUACUCUCUAAAUAAUUUAGACAUUUCCAAGAUAGUUUCGAAGUGCUGCAUUCUCGUAGUCCAUCAACCGGCUGCAGUACAUGUUACCUUUUAACCCAAGGGAAAAAAUUAAGAAAAUGUGUGUUUAAACAGACACGGCGAUAAAGGUUUGUCUAAGCAUUGGAAAGGGACGUAUUCUCAUUCUGUGCUAACACUACAGUGCGGGACUACAUCGAAGACCACGAAACAAUAAUACACACUAUUCCGAGUUAUUCAGUGGCUGUGAAAGUUGGCAGUUGAAUUCUGGGCACCAUUUAUCGUGACAUUGUACUCACAUUCCAUAAUACGCUGUUGUAGACAUUGUUCUCUUGUUCUGUGGCACUCUAACAACGUUAGACUGUUCGAGAAUAAUAAUAAAAAAAAACAAUAGGGUUUUCGGGGAGUUCGUCGGAUGUAGAAGCUAUAAGUUAUACUCCGUAUGCUGUUUAACGUGAUAGCGUCUUAGACUCUUAGAGACUAAUUUGUUGAUAAAUGUCGCCCAGUUGUUCUCUAUAGCUCGUACAGUGCUCAACUUCAUCAGAAUCAUUCAAAAGCCGGAUCCUCUGCGAAGCGACCAUCAUAUGUGGUGGAAGUUCCGUGUGGCGCUUAUCAGGGCAGAGUAUUGACGAUCGAGGCAUUCAUUAACUGUUCGUAGGCGUUGCCUGAUUUAUUUGCACAGUGCUGGUCCGAUUCCCUAAAAAGGCACGUAAUUUUCAAAGUGUUAAUCUGUGGAGGAAGUAAAUAUUAUGUGUGUUGUCUCAACAGACAUUUAAUUUCGAGAGAAAGAAACCUGAGGGAACGGAUUAGAAAGUGUGACUUUAUAGAAGGACUUUCUAAGACAGUUCAACACGGGGUUGCGUAAUAGCGUCUACGUAAAUUUGUGACGUGUACUGUCGAAUGCUAAUUACUGAAACAGCGUGUGCUAUCGAACAGAAGUGUAUUCAUUGUUGGUCGCUGACGUUCAGCGCAGGAGUGUUGGUAGGGUUCUAGACUUUGUGACACUGUUGGGCAUCCGUCCCGCUUUAGCUGAAGCAGUAGUGGUAUGUAGACGGAGGCUGGAGCAAGUGACCGAGUGUCGUCGUUCAGCAAUGGGGGCCAGAGCGUUUUUGGCGGGCCGUUUGGUGGCGGUGUUGGCGGCGGCGGUGGCCGGUGCGCUGUCGGGGGCGGAAGCAGCGGAGCCCCCGCCGGAGGCCGCGCCAGGCUUGGACGGCGCCGCCGGUGGCAGCAACGGCAGCGGGGGCGGCAGCACCAGUGGGGGCGGAGCGCGGCCCGCCGAGGACUACGAGAUGUACGACUACAGCUGGAGCGAGUCGCACGCCAUCUUCAACUGGAGCGAGCUGGCGCCCGCCCUGCUGGUGUACGGCGCCACGUUCGCGCUGGGCGUCGCCGGCAACUCGCUCAUCAUCUUCACGGUGUGCCGCUACCGGCGCAUGAGCACCACCACCAACGUCUUCCUGGCCAGCCUCGCCUCCGCGGACCUGCUGCUCAUCACCGUCUGCAUCCCCGUCAAGGUGGCGAAGCUGUUCUCGUACACGUGGACGAUGGGUGCCUUCCUGUGCAAGAUGGUGCACUACAUGCAGAGCGUCUCCUUCGUCUGCUCCGUGCUCACACUCACUGCUAUGAGCAUCGAGAGGUAUUAUGCUAUCGUGCACCCGAUGCGAGCCAAGUACAUCUGCACAAUCAGCCAGGCGCGCAAGAUCAUCUUGGGCAUCUGGUGCGCAUCCUUCCUGCUCGCCUUGCCCGCCAUCUUCGUACAGAUCCACCUGCCGGUGGGGCUGAAGGUGCAGGCGUUCUGGUGCGUGCGCGACUGGGAGCACGAGGCGCUGUGGCGGCUGCACGAGCUGUACAUGCUGGUACUCAUCCUGGUGGUGCCCACGUGCAUCAUGGCGGCCGCCUACACCUCCAUCUGCUGGGAGGUGUGGCACGUCAUGCAGCGCCGCUGCGACAUGACCGCCGGACACAGCCGACACAUUGGUUCGUGCCGGCGGGUGGAGAGCAUGCCGCUUCGGCCCAGCGCGGCCGCCGGAUGCGGUUCGUGCGUGGUCAGCGGGGGCGGUGGCGGAGGCGGCGGUGGGUGCGUCGCCAGCGGGGGCGGCGCCGCCCUCAACGGUGCGGGCCAACACCGCGAGUCGCUGCGCAAGAUCAGCCAGGUGAAGGCCGAGCAGGAGGCCGGCACCGUCAAGCAGGUGAUCAAGAUGCUGGUGGCGGUGGUGGUGCUGUUCGUGCUGUGCUGGGGCCCGCUGCUGGUGGACAAUGUGCUGACCGCCUUCCGCCAGCUGCCGUCCUACCGCACCGACAGCCUCAAGCACAUGGCCACCGCCUUCCACCUAAUGGCCUACUUUAACAGCUGCAUCAACCCGAUCGUGUACGGCUUCAUGUCGAAGAACUUCCGAGAGAGCUUCUACAAGGCGCUGUGCCGCUGCUGCUACCGCGGCAGCGCCGGCCUACGGCUGCGGCCAUCCUCGCUGUCCCACACUCGCAGCACCUCAGUCCGCUACACCACGGACCCCAGCUGCGGGCGACGCAUCUCGGUGACGACGAGCGCCUUCUGAUGGCUGGCGGGCUGGUGCUGCGGGAGGCGAGCGCCGGCGGCCGGCAGCACCGCCCGCUGCGGGGUCAGAGCCAGGGGCAGAGCCAGCGACAGGGCCGGCGACGGAGGCGGCGAGGACAGAGCCGGGGGGCGCGGGCCCGGCCUGCGAGACAUGCCGGCCGCGGCCGCGCGCUGCUGAGCGCCGCGCACACGCGCCGCCAGACAAACCACUGCUCACACCACUCCACAACGCAACCGUAGAUUAUCUCCACGAUGUACUCUCUCUGUGUGUGUGUUAUUUUUGUGUCUGUGUCUUUGUUGUAAUAAAACAUGUGAAAAAAAUCA
Schistocerca gregaria is the source of this 3456-nucleotide messenger RNA. Its product is annotated as G-protein coupled receptor 54-like. NCBI's taxonomy places the organism in Eukaryota, Metazoa, Arthropoda, Insecta, Orthoptera, Acrididae. Gene Ontology annotation, molecular function: peptide binding; neuropeptide Y receptor activity. The record is from RefSeq and is a predicted model, not a curated record. Bases 1670 to 3133 code for a protein of 487 amino acids. Gene Ontology annotation, cellular component: membrane. The transcript is spliced from 8 exons. Gene Ontology annotation, biological process: G protein-coupled receptor signaling pathway.